UCCACCUUUAGCAUCGAUGGUUCCCCACCUCUAUUGACGAAAAGAGAAGAGUUGAUCUCGCGUAGUUUAUUUUAUUGAUUGCAUUGAAACGAAACGGAAAGGCGAAGGAGAGCUAAAGAGAGCAGCGACUGGAGCGAACGAGAGGGAGCCACUAGCCACCGGACCAGCGACAAUCGACUGUCGAUACUCGGCCAGAGAACAUCAUCCAAUCCAUUCGACCAUCGACGAACCAUAUCCACAUCCACAUCCGCCAGAGUUGCACACCGCAUCGGAUCACAAUCACAUCGGAUCGAAGCCCAUUUUUACCAAGUAGCCAAUCAUGGCCUGGCGAUUCAAGGCUUCCAAAUACAAAAAUGCCGCACCCAUUGUGCCCAAGGCGGAGGCCUGCGUCCGCGAGAUCUGCGUGGGCAGCUACCAGACGUACGGCAACAACAUCGCCGCCUCGGGCGCCUUUAUGGCCUUUAACUGGGAGCACACCGGGUCCAGCGUGGCGGUCCUGCCGCUGGACGACUGCGGUCGCAAGAGCAAGACCAUGCCGCUACUGCACGGCCACACGGACACAGUGACGGACCUCAAGUUCUCGCCGUUUCACGACGGCCUGCUGGCCACCGCCUCGCAGGAUUGUCUGGUUAAGAUCUGGCACAUACCAGAAAAAGGUUUGGAGCAGUCUCUCUCCGAUCCGGAGGCCAUAUUCUCACACAAGCAGCGACGCGUAGAGACGGUGGGCUUUCAUCCAACGGCUGAUGGCUUGAUGUAUUCUACAGCCGCCGGUUGCGUGGCUCUCUUUGAUCUCAGCACCCAGAAGGAGAUCUUCUCGAACAAUGAGCAUCCCGAGGUGAUACAGUCGGCCAGUUGGCGCGAGGACGGUUCCGUUCUGGCCACUAGUUGCAAGGACAAGUGUGUGCGGAUCUUUGAUCCCCGUGCUGCCGGUUCUCCUAUCCAGCUGACUGCUGAAUCGCACCAGAGCAUCAAGGAUUCACGGGUUGUGUGGCUGGGCAAUCAGCAGCGCAUCCUCACUACCGGCUUCGAUGCGGCCCGCCUGCGUCAGGUUAUCAUCCGUGAUGUGCGUAAUUUCAACACACCGGAGAAAACUCUCGAACUGGACUGCUCCACGGGCAUAUUAAUGCCGCUGUUUGAUCCCGACACCAAUAUGCUUUUCCUAGCCGGAAAAGGCGAUACAACCAUUAACUAUUUAGAGAUUACGGACAAGGAUCCGUAUUUGAUUGAGGGAUUGCGACACACCGGCGAGCAGACGAAGGGAGCUUGUUUGGUGCCCAAGCGGGCACUCAAAGUCAUGGAGGCAGAGGUCAAUCGAGUACUGCAACUGACCUCUAACAUGGUCAUUCCCAUCAUGUACCAGGUGCCCAGAAAGACAUAUCGCGAUUUCCAUGCCGAUCUCUAUCCGGAGACUACUGGUUACAAGACGGAUCUGGUGGCUGGGGAGUGGCUGAAUGGCAGCAACCAGGCGGUACCCAAGAUGAGCCUGGAUCCCGCCAAGCGCGAGCAUGGCGAUGAGCCUAUUAUUAUUCAUCGCGGUAACCUGAGCGAUUUCGUUAAGAACCUGGAGAAUCAGCGGGCCAAAGGCAUUACCACAGGCAAGCCAAUUUCUAAUCAGCAGGCCAAGCGCAACGAUAACGAGCACUUUGUGAUGUUGAGUAAGGGCAAUAACUUUGAGGAAAAGAACGGCAAUGACAACAGUAACGAGAGCAAUGGAAAGAAGAGCACACCCUCGCAAUCGCAAUCCCAGCCUGAUGGCGAGUGCAGUGAGCUCAUACGCAAAUUCGAAGCCAAAUACAAGGUGGAUUCGGAGAAGGAAAAGGCCCACGCCCAGUCCCAGGAGGAUGAUAAAGAGUCGCCCACCGAGCAGGAGCAUUCGACGGGCAGCAGCGAGGAGGUCUCCUCGUCUGGGGGCCUGGACAAUCACUCGGCCAGUGGUAGCCACUCGCCACCGAAGCCCAUGCCGCGUACUUCGCGCAACAAUUCCCUGCCAGAGGCCAGCGAUUCCGCUGGGGAAAACAGUUGUACCACCACACCACGCCCGAGGCCACGCACCACCGCUGCGUCUGCCUACAAGCCACGUCUGGGUCCGAAGCCUUUCUCCAGCACCACAGGUGACGUGUCAUUCGACAAGGUUUUUGCCGUGCCCCUGGCACCGGGAUCCCAUGAGAAUAUCUCGAACGUGGGUCAGGACAGUGCAGUAGAGAUGACACCCGCCCAGGGGGUCAAACCGGAUCUCAUUGUGGAAAUCGAAAUCAAAAAGAAGCACGAAAGGGAACCCGCGGUGGCCGGUAAUGGAGUCCAGAAAUCGCUGACCACUUCAGAGCGCCGCAAGUCCUCGGCUGACGAUGAUGAAUCAUCCGACAAGAUAUUCGAGCAGAACUCGGAGUCGUCAGAGACUUCGAUGGAGGGCGAGGAUCGCACGGGUGCGGACCUACAACGUUUAUCCACCUCCAGGAGCAGCUUUGCUGAGCGGCGUCGCAUAUAUGAGAAUCGCUCGAAGAGUCAGGUGGACGAGAAGCCUCAGUCGCCAGUGCCAUUACGUCGUGAGCACUCCAAGGUGGAGCCACUGAAGCCCAGCCAACAGCAGCAGCAGGGCAACGUGAUCGACACCAAACGCAUAUCGGUGCCGGAGGGCAAGCUAAUGGAGGAGCACCGCCGAGGAAAUGGCGCUGGACUAAAGAAAUCCGCCACGGAGGCGGCUUUCAGUGCUGCCAGUACAAAGCGCACCUCCACCGUUUUCGGCAAGGUGUCCAAGUUCCGCCAUUUGAAGGGCACUCCCGGUCACAAGUCCACGCACAUCGAGAACUUGCGCAACCUGAGCCGCCAGAUUCCUGGCGAGUGCAAUGGCUUCCACGCCAACCAGGAGCGCGUUGCUGUGCCACUUUCCGGACCCGGCGGCAAGAUCGCCAUCUUCGAGUUGAGCCGACCUGGACGACUGCCCGAUGGAGUCAUUCCCUCGCUCGUAAACGGCAGCAACAUUAUGGACUUCCAGUGGGACCCUUUUGAUGCCCAGCGAUUGGCCGUGGCCUGCGACGAUGGCAUCGUCAAGAUCUGGCAUAUUGAAACCGGCGGAUUGAGUGAGCCGACAAACACACCCGCCGGCGAGCUUACCGCUCAUCUGGACAAGAUCUAUUUUAUACGCUUCCACCCGCUGGCUGCUGAUGUUUUGCUUACCGCCAGCUACGAUAUGACCAUUAAGCUAUGGGAUUUGCGCACCAUGAGCGAGAAGUGCUCGCUAUCGGGGCACACAGAUCAGAUCUUCGACUUUGCCUGGAGUCCUUGUGGCCGGUUAGGCGCUACCGUGUGCAAAGAUGGCAAAAUUAGGGUGUAUAAUCCGAGGAAAUCGGAGACACCCAUUCGGGAGGGCAAUGGACCGGUAGGCACUCGCGGAGCUCGAAUAACCUGGGCGCUGGAGGGACAUUACAUCGUUUGCACUGGCUUUGACAAGGUUUCGGAGCGACAGAUCAGCGUGUACAAUGCUCAAAAGCUGUCGGCGCCAUUGAACACGGCUAGUUUGGAUGUGUCGCCCUCGAUACUAAUUCCCUUCUACGACGAGGAUAGCUCCACUCUGUUUGUCACGGGCAAGGGCGAUUCGACGAUCUACUGCUACGAGAUCACCGACGAGGAGCCGUACAUCUGCCCGCUGUCGCACCAUCGUUGCACCUCGCUGCACCAGGGCCUCAGCUUCCUCACCAAGAACCACUGCGACGUGGCCAGCGUGGAGUUCUCGAAGGCCUAUAGGCUGACUAAUACCACAAUUGAGCCCCUGAGUUUCACAGUGCCCCGCAUCAAGAGCGAGCUGUUCCAAGACGACCUGUUCCCACCCACACGCAUCACCUGGAGCGCCACGCUAAGUGCCGAAGAUUGGUUUGCCAGCAACGACAAAGCGGCACCCAAGGUUAGCCUCAAGCCGGAGGGUAUGGAGACAUUAUCUUCCAUACAGCAAGUGCCAGCGCAGCCCAUUAAGAAGCCGGAUCACCCCCAGUUCGGUGGUCAGAAGUCCGAGUACGAGAUCAACAAACAACAGGAGAUCCAGAAGUCGGUUAGUGCGCGCAUGGAGUUCACCACCAAGCUGGAGCAGGACGACAUGGAGGGCGUGGACGAGAACGAGUGGCAGGAGUAGCAGUGUAGCCAGCGGCUGCAGCGGACAUGAACCAUGGAAAUCAGUUCACAAUUUAGCGUUUAACCAAGGGGCGUAAUUUUUUACCAAUCUAGACAUGAAGCGGUAUCAUGACAAAACAGAAAAAUGCUCGACAUAUAAAUAAGCCGAAAGCAAAAAACUAACACAGUUCCCACACUCAAGUACACACACCCUCAUCCCUCAUCAUCCCCUGCAUUCAGUUCCUUGCUUAUCCGCCAAUUACUGCAGUUGCUCAAUAAUGGCCAAAUUACAAAUUAUAAGCCAGUUUUGUUCGUUGUUUAACGUUUAUUUUUGUGUUUUUUUUUUUGUAUUUUGUGUGUGUAUUUUAAUAUUUGAUUUACCCAUAUAUGUUUGUGUUUUUUGUGUGCUAUUUAAGUAGUUAGUCCAAAAUUAGUUUAGCCUAUUUAGGUGUUUACACUUACAAUUAAUUUCCUGGGUUCUCCUGUGUCCUCCAGAUUGUGUGGCCAUAAAGGAAAAGUGAGGAGAAGGACUUAGCUGAUACUACUUUUACAUAUACGUAUAUGUAUGUAUUUCCCUCUCAGUUUUUUUCAUGUUUGCAUGCGAGUGAAUGAGAGAGAGUGUGUGUGUGUCUCUGUCUGUCUGUCCCUCUCGCAUCAUUUCACCCCCUUUCUACCACCACCACCCCACUCCAUCCCAUUCAUAAGAUAAACCCGCCCAAAUCGGGACGAUGAUGCCCCCACAAACAUCUCUUCUAGUCUUUCGCAUCGCUCGAAUCCCUUAAGAACCGCCAUCAUUCCCUAACCGAAGGCAAGAAACAAAAACAUAGACUGUAGCCAAAAAUAAUGCUGAUAAUUACAAUCAAGCCAGACCAUUUUUGUACUGUAUAAUGCGUAAAUCAAACAUACUGCAACAGCCGAAUCAAACCGAAAAGACAUGCAAAUAACAAUUCCAAAAUGUAUAACGAAAAGACUUGAACAACGGAUGGGUCAGUUGCCCAGCUGCCCAACUCCAUCCUUUGAAUCCUCCUCCCCAAACGUCCCCCUACUAACGCAAAAUAUUAAGAAAAGAAAGUGGAAAAUUAGAAAGGGGAAAAUAAUAAGUUGCCAUUGAAACGUGAACGGCAAUAGAACGUAACUCGAGUAGCAUACCCAUAGGCAAUAACGUUUUGUACUUGCAAUAGAAUUAUACAUUUACACAUAUACAUGAUAUAUUAUAUUUUAUAUAUUUUGUAUACCAAUCAUAACUAAAUAGGCCAAGAAUUCGAA
Molecule: messenger RNA, 5367 nt
Organism: Drosophila rhopaloa
Lineage: Eukaryota; Metazoa; Arthropoda; Insecta; Diptera; Drosophilidae
Gene: pod1
Product: coronin-7
Exons: 15
Coding region: 320-4123 (1267 amino acids)
Molecular function (GO): protein binding
Source: RefSeq, a predicted model, not a curated record